This is a messenger RNA of Seminavis robusta, 7200 nucleotides long. NCBI's taxonomy places the organism in Eukaryota, Bacillariophyta, Bacillariophyceae, Naviculales, Naviculaceae. The record is from the annotation of a GenBank genome assembly.
AUGACCAAAAUCUGUGUGGGCGGCCUGUCCUUGCGCUUGCCUCAGUCGGCGAACAAGGAAGAGUUUUGGCAACACCUUCUCCAAGGAGGAGACUUGGUCACCGAGGAACAACGCAAUUGGGCGCCGGGUGAUUUCGGUGUCCCUGCCCGAUACGGCAAGCUUUGCGACUACGACAAAUUCGACAGCAGCUUUUUCGACAUUCAUCCCAAACAAGCGAGCAAGUUGGACCCACAGGUCCGAAUGCUUCUGGAAGUGUCGUACGAAGCGAUGCUGGAUGCAGGCAUCAAUCCCGCCGAGUUGUCUGGUUCCAACACUGGCGUGUUUGUCGGCACUUGUGGCUCAGAUGUCAUGGCCAACAAUGCGAAUGCCCUCGAUUCAGUUUCUGGAUAUGAGGCCACUGGCUGUGCUCUGUCGAUGUUUGCAAACCGAGUGUCUCACCACUUCAACUUGAAGGGCCCGAGCCUUGCCGUGGAUACUGCUUGUUCGUCUGCGUUGACGGCUUUUGACUUGGCGGUGCAAAUGAUUGAGAACGGUCAAUGCGAGAGAGCCAUUGUGGGCGGCGCAAAUUUCAUCUUUCACCCCUUGUGGACUGUCUGUUUCAACCGCCUCAACAUGUUGUCCCCUGACGGCAAAUGUAAAUCAUUCAACGAAGGCGCGGAUGGAUUCGCACGUUCCGAGGGAAUUGUCGCCAUUCUACUGACUCGUGAAGACCUGGCAGUGAAGAAGUAUGCACGGGUUGUCGCCUCUGGUUGCAACAGCGACGGUUUCACCGAGCAAGGAAUCACCUAUCCCAACCAAGAGUCUCAGCAAAUGCUUCUACGCCGAAUCUAUGGGAAGGACGGGGUCGACCCCAACUCCAUCGCUUUCGCUGAAACGCACGGAACUGGAACCAAAGCAGGUGAUCCUGUUGAACUUGGAGCCAUGGAACAAGUACUAUUUGAGGAGCAGGGACGCACAGCGCCGCUGCUCGUGGGUUCUGUAAAAUCAAACAUGGGGCACGCUGAAGGUGCGUCUGGAUUGGCGGGAAUAGCAAAGGUACUGCUUUCCAUGCAGCAUGGAGUGGUUCCAUCCAACCUCCAUGCUGAAAAUCCCAAGGGAUCGAUAUCUGGACUGAGAAGUGGUCGUUUUCGCAUCAACGACAGCUUGUCCCAGUUUGAGAGUGGGCUGGCAAGCAUCAGCUCGUUCGGGUUCGGUGGCAGCAAUGCUCAUGUUGUCCUCGAGAUGAUUCAUGAAAACCCAACAAAAGAAAGUGCCGAGAAGAUUGAGACAGCCGAAUGGCUAGCCUUUCCAUACAGCUCUCGGACCCAAGAAGGACUAGAGCGGCUUGGUGAUGAGAUUAUGGCGGCCGGCCAUGAUCCUGUCGUUUCUACUUUCUUGACCCGUCUCAAUGCUCAACCACUUCGCAAGCAACCUUACCGCGGGAUGAUCUUCUGCACCCGAGAGGAGAACGUGCGAGUUCAAGUCGUUGACAACAGUGCAGAGCCCCGGCCAGUGUGGUUCGUGUGCAAUGGAGUUGGCUCGCAGUGGUCAAACAUGGGGCAGGCGCUGCCUAAAAUCCCUGCUACUCGUGAGCUACUAUCACGCUGCGCAGCUCACUUGAGCCAACACGGGAUUGAUCUAGACAGGCUCCUGUACUCUUUGGACAAAGAUCUCUGGUGUCCGACCAACAUCUUCGUCGCCGUUCUUGUGGUUCAGCUGGCUCAGGUCGAAGCACUCCGUCUUUUGAAUGUGACACCCAGUGGGUUCUUUGGACACAGCCUUGGGGAGUUAGUCUGUGCCUAUCUCGACGGUGCAAUCAGCUUGGAGCAAACGCUAGACAUUGCUUUCUUUCGAGGGCAAGCGUUGGUUGAAGCUAAGCUUGAGCCUGGUGCAAUGGCAGCCGUACAGACUGAUCGCGCAACGUUAGAGACGUUGCUCCUCGAAGGAAUUGAAAUCGCUUGCCACAACGGUACCCAGAGCUUCACUGUGUCAGGCCCUGCAGCCAGAAUCUCUCGGUUUGCAGAACAGGUGAAAAACGCUGGAAUACCCUGCGCUAUCGUAGAUUGCGGUGGCAUCCCUUUUCAUCACUCGUCGAUUCAAAGGACUAGGCCAGCGUUUGCCCGACAUCUGAAGAAGAUCAUCCAGACUCCCCAGGCACGUAGCGGGAAAUGGCAAAGCAGCUCCCGUCAAUAUCUACAUUUGCGCCCCUCCGACGACGCCGACAUCGAGUACUUCAUUGACAACCUCGUCAAACCGGUUCAUUUCUUUCGCUGCCUAGAUCAAGUGCCCACUGGAGCUAUUAUCGUCGAAUUGGGGCCUUGUGGGCUCUUGCGGAGUCAAUGCUACGCAGGGGCACCAGAAAGCCCACACAUUUCGCUCGCGAAGAGAAAUGUACCCUCGUCGGAAAAGUUCUGGAGGGGUCUAGCUGAGCUGGGCUGUCGGAAAGGCGGGCUUGAUUGGCAAGCUCUUUUAGGCAAGUCGACUGGCGUUGAAAAUCCCUCAGCACAUCUCAAAGAACUUGUGCAUUGGGAUCAUCACAAGACAUGGGAGCUGCCCGAGAUCAAGUGGGGUAAGGGCACUGCAACCGAUCAUGUCGAGGACUGGACGAUUGACAUCAAUGAUCCUGAAAAUGCUUUUGUCAAAGAUCACAUUGUGAACAGCAACCCAAUCUUCCCUGGGGUGGGUUACCUCCAUCUUGUUUGGCUCACUCUGGCGAAGGCGCAGCGGAAGGACCCAUUGAAACUACCCGUUGAGUUCAAGGACAUUCGCUUUGUUCGUGCCUCGAUCUUCAGAAAUACAUCCACCAUCAAGCUAAGUGUCAAAAUUGACUCGCUCCAGAAUACAUUCACUGUGACGGAAGGAGUCCAGCUUGUAGCGGAAGGGAAGAUAGCUUCGACGGAUUCUGCAUCACUUGACAAGCAACGCUUUUCGUUAAGCUGGAUGGAUGCCGACACCAAUCGCAAUUUGCAGCGUGACGAUGUUUACAGGCUGUUCGUGAGAACUGGAAUUGAGUACGGAAACCUGUUUCGUGGAAUAUCCCAAGUCUCAGCGGAUCGGAAGCAUGCGGCAUUGGACUUCACGCAUAACUGGCCAACCUUUUUCGACGCCACCUUGCAACUGCUUUUUGUUGGGUCAGCAAAUGAAGCCAUAGGUGUGCCCCGCUCAAUUGGCAGCUUUCGUUUCGACCCGAGGUGCCUGCCUGAAAACCACAAGAACAUUCCAGCAUCGAUUGAGAGCUCCAAUGGGUCAGUACGCACCCCCGUCGUCGAAAUCGAAGAUGUGGCAAUCCAUUCCAAUUACUCGCCCCCCAGAGAUGAGGUCGCCCUACACAAGGUGGACUUCAAAGCGUUCAUUGCUCAAUCUGAGUUUGAUAACGAGACACAAGAAUACGUUGCUGUGUGUCGAAACAUGCUCUUUAGUCAGCUGUAUCGCAUUUUGAGACAAGAGGAUUUGAGCGCCUUUAAAGACGCGACACACUUGCGCAAGAUCGAGAGCGCACUCCUUCGUACGGAUCAAAUUGAGAUGGACCCCCCAACCCAAGCCCUUCUGGAGAAGUUUAUAUCGCAGCCUCGGUCCCAUAUGCUCCGCCUCAUCUGUCAUCUUUUCGAAAGAUGGCAAGAGCUGGUGCACGAUGCCAUGCCACUCAUCUUGUCACACCCGGAAUAUACGAGCAGUUACCGAGACGACCGAGUCUUCAAAAAUCGCCCAGAGAUUCUUGAGAACAUGCUCGAGCUUGUGGUGCAAAACAGCAACGGUGUUCUUCGAACAAUUGAAAUUGGCGCUGGAAGUGGCGCACUGACAUCAACAGCGCUGCCGUAUCUAUCAAAAUACGCCGUUUCCUAUGAGAUCUCUGAUGUUUCAGCUGGCUAUUUCGGCGACUUGGCCAAAGAGUUCCAAAUCUACUCAGCAAAGAGCAAAUACGUGGUCUGGGACGCCAACGAACCGGCCCCUGCCGGAGAUGCCUCGUACGAUCUCAUUUUGGCCUCCAACGCAGUUCACACUGUGAGGAACAUUGGACACACGUUGAAGCACAUCGCCCAAGGUUUGAAGAAAGGUGGUUUUUUCCUCAUUGAGGAAAUGACAGGCGACUUUUGGUUCUCGCUCGGUCUCUGGGGGUUCAUUCGCGAUUUUUGGACCUUUGACGACGAGAGAGUCUGUGGAAUGUAUCUUGAUAGAGAGGGCUGGAUCCGAGCGGCACGUGAAGUCGGGCUGGAGCUGGCAAUGUCUCACGAGAUCGGGGGUUCACUUUCGUAUCUUUUGUUCCGCAAAGUGGAGCAAAAACAGGUCUCAACAAUUGAAUUUAGCCCCGUUGUGAAGCCAAGCGACUUGGUGGAGCUGCAGCAUUCUCUCCAAGCGCGAUCACCAAAUGAAACCCUAUGGCUGCUGGGUGACACCACGAGCUCACCGGGACUUGACGGCUUUGUGCGUUGCCUGGCCCAGGAAUCAGGUCAGAAAGUGCGUGGACUCUGUGUCGACGGAACAAGAAUGCCGGAAAGCAACGAGCUUGAACGACUCCAAGCUCUCGAUCUCGUGUCCAACGUUGUGAGAAAUGAGCAGUCAGGUACCUACAUGCGCUCAGAGUUCUGCCAGCAGCGAGACAAGCGUGGCAUUCCGGCAGACACAAACUUCCAGCUGAGGGUGAUCUCACCAGGCGAUCUAGGAUCAAUUCGUAGAGUCCCCGAUUGGACGAUGGAUUGUAGUUCACCAAAGGCAGACGUCAAGUGCUUCCCUCUGAAUUUCAAAGAUGCUAUGCUAGCGAGUGGGCGCAUUUCCUCCCGUACCUACAAACCCUUCGGAGAGUCCAUUGGGUUGGAGUAUGCUGGCGAGCUCAAAGACGGAACACGCGUAAUGGGUUUGAAUCUCUCUAACCUUGGGAUAUCGCCGCGGGUUCCUGUGGAUCGGUUGGAGACCUUUUGGACUAUCCCCCCCAGCAUGAGCUUUGAGGCAGCUUGCACCAUCCCCGUGGCCUAUGCAACGGCGUUUGAGGGAAUCGUACUCAAAGGACGUGCACGUCGCAGCCAAAGUAUCUUUAUUCACUCUGGAGCCGGUGCCGUCGGUCAGGCGGCGAUUUGGAUAUCAUUGGACCUUGGUCUUGAGAUUUUCACCACCGUCGGUUCAGACUCCAAGCGAGCAUUCUUGUUGGACCGUUUCCCCAAUCUGAAGGAAUCACACAUCCUUGACUCUCGCUCCAAUUACUUUAAAUCCCAGCUUCUGAAACUGACAAAUGGUCGCGGAGUCGACAUUGUCCUGAACUCAUUUUCAGGUGAACGGCUUUUGAAGAGUGUGGAAGCGCUUGCCAAGUACGGCCACUUCAUUGACAUCAGUCGAUACGAUGCGUUUGAGAACCACCAGCUUCCGAUGAAGCACUUUCUCAAGAAUAUCACCUACUCAAGCAUCGCUCUGGAUGAGAUGUAUCACGACCAGCACGAGGACAUCUUCAUCAUCCACGAAUACAUCCAGGAUGCGCUUGACAAAGGAGUCAUCCAGCCAAUCUCCCACUCACCUGCAGAUGGCGUCCGUUCAGCUGUGGAGGAACUCCUUCGUGGUGACACGAUAGGGAAAUUGAUAUUGAAUAUGAGUGCUUGCCAGUCAUCAAUCGAAGCUCUGAACAUCUUCCACUGCAGACCCGACAAGCAGUACCUCGUCACAGGCGGGUUAGGUGGUGUUGGGAUUGAGUUCUGCCAAUGGUUGUUGUCUCGAGGUGCUCAACGCAUCACGAUAGCCACACGUUCUAGUAAUCUCACCGCGUACCAGCAGCUCAAGGUCAGUGAAUGGCGCGCACAAGGUGCUCAGAUCGAUGUUACCGAUGCCAAGCUCAGCGACCCCGGAAUCGCCGAGGAAGUCGUUCGAAGCCUGGAGCAGCAAAUGUCGAUUGGUGGUGUCUUUCAUCUGGCAAUGACCCUUCGCGACGAUUUAUUCUCCAACUUCCAGUUUGCCGACUUUGAGCUUCCUAUUCAAGUCAAGGUCUCCAUCGGAGAUGCUCUUGAUCGCGCGUCCCGAAAGCAUUGCUCUUCGCUCGAUCAUUUCGUGGUCUUUUCGUCGGCUAUCGCUUUCUACGGCAACGAGGGGCAGUCCAACUAUGCGUACGCCAACAGCACAUUAGAAAGACUCUGCGAACAACGUCACCGUGAUGGUUUACCGAGUGUGGCCAUCCAGUGGGGCGCACUCGGAAACGUUGGAUUUGUUGCACGUGAAAAGAUGGAGAACUCCUUUGCCCACUUGGGUUUGAAGGCGAUGAGCCUUCCAUCGUUGCUCGAUUCUCUUGACAGUCUGUUGUUGAGCCAAGCACCAGUUGUUUCUGCCUACGCUCCACUCGAACUGGCCCAAGCCAAAGCUUGCGGAGAAGGCACCAGAAGCUUGCUCUCUGAUGUGCUUCAAAUCGUGGGGUUUGAGCAGGCACCAGAGGACGAAGACCACACUCUUGCCGAUCUUGGUGUGGAUUCCUUGAUGAUCGUCGAGAUCAAUCAGAUCCUCUCCCGUGACUAUGGCCUGACUUUGGCGCCGAAACAGAUACGUGAACUCACUCUCUCGAACAUUCGGAAAAUGGAAAGCGAUACCAACAAGCCGGGUCCAAAAUCAAGCCCGCCGACAGCAACCCAUUUACUUGAGCAGGCCCCUACCCACCAAUCGUGCAAACGAGCUCUUUUCUACUUUGACGGCAUGUUCCUAGACCCAAAGUUGAACUUGGAGCGAGCGAAACUCGAUCCAGAGACGGCAUACAUCCCAGUUCCAUACCAUCAUCCUGACUGCGAUCUGGACCAGCUCACAGAUAAGAUCCUUCAGCAGGCUUUGCGGUUUGCCCAGAACAACGUUCCCAUUGAGUUUUUUGGGUUCAGUUUUGGUGGCAUUGUGGCAUCCGUGGUCCAGCAGACCCUUCAAGAAGAACUGCCGGCAGUAGUGGUUACUUGUGCGGCUCUGCCCAGAUGCAUCUACAAUGGCAAGGAGAUGGCUGAGGUGAUACCCCUGGUGAACAGCCUUAGUGGCCAAGAACACGUUUCCACCAUCGACGAAGCCAUCGCAGCGCUGCUCACAACAACAAAAGCGAGCGAUGUGGCUGCUCGCAGAGGAGUGUUGGAGGGUCUGCAGUCUUGCAUCAACUUUCAAGCAGAGGGACUCAGCCGGGACGUUCGAGUCGUUGAGGCGAAACAUGACUCUGGUGUCGUUAUGCAAACGCUUCUGGGCAAUCAGACGAAGAAUGGCGUUCACGAAGCUCUCGCCUGA